AUGAAACAAAUCAAAAGACGACGAAAUAAUAUCAUUCAUGAUAAUAACGAUAACAAACGGAAAAGGAUUGACGUAACAGCAAACGAAACAAACUGUUUAAUAAAAGAAAAUCUUACUACUCUUGAAAAUCUUUCAAAUGAACUUAUUUAUGAAAUAUUUGAAUUUCUCAAUAAUCAUCAUGCAUUUCAAGCUUUUUAUGAUCUUAAUCAACGAUUUCAAGAUCUUUUUCUUAAAUCAAAUCUUCCAAUUAAAAUCAAUAUUUCAUCCAUAUCAAAAUCUAAAUUUCAGCAUUAUUUAACACAUAUUAUUAAACCUUAUGCUUAUCGAAUUGAAUUAUUUCGAUUAUCGAAUCCAUUUAUUGAUCUAAAUUUAUUACUACUGCCAAUAAUGAAAAAUUUAACUCAACUUACAACACUUAUUUUAAAUAAUAUUGAAUCGAAUUAUAUUGAACAAAUUAUAAAUCAUUUAUCUUCUUUACCUGUUUUAUCUUCAUUAAUUAUUAUAUCGAUUAAUACUAUUAAAAAUCAUAAGAAUAUUUAUUAUAAAGUAUUUCGUUUACCUAUACUGAAAUAUUGUCAGAUAUUAAUUGAAUUAUUACAAUGUCCAAAAUCAUUACCUGUUGCUACAAAUGAAUUUAGUACUAUUGAACAUCUCAUCAUUAAUCAUGAUAUUUCGAUUGAUCAACUUCCUAUUUUAUUAUCUUAUGUUCCACAACUACGUCGUUUAUCUAUUAGUAAUCUAAAGGAAUCUAAACUCAAUCGAACUGAAAGAGUAACAAAUUAUUUUCGUCAAAUUCAAGUUUUAACUAUUGCAAUACAAUAUGUUGGAUUUUAUGGUAAUAGUACACAAUAUUUAAAUGCUGAUCGAUGGGAACAAUUAAUUUCAACUUAUAUGUUAAAUCUACUUGUCUUUGAUUUUCAACUUUCAUAUCAAUAUCAAUGGUUCUUUGAUCAUCAUUAUCAUCAGAUAACAUGGUCGAAUGCUGCUGUCUUCUAUUCAAGAAAUCCAUAUAGAAGAAAAGAUUAUGUAUUAUAUGAUGAACUGGUCGAAAAUAUAUGGUCAUCUCGUUUUGAUAUUAAUGAAGACUCAAUUCAUCAUAUUUGUAUUCAUAGUACAAAUAUGAUAAAAAAAUCCAUUGAUCAUUUUCCAAAUGCUACUAAACUUACAUUUUGUAAAACAUUUGAAGUACCUCGUGAUUUAAUUAUCAUUGAUUUGAUUCGUCUUCUUCCAUUGAAACAAUUGACUAAACUAACUAUUGAAUGUCAUUAUUUUUCUUUUGAACAAUUAAUUGAACUUUUACAAUUUACACCUAAUGUUCAUGUAUUAAAACUUGAGUCUAUAUUACUUUAUCGAACUGAUUCUGUUUCAAUUCAACAAAAUGAAUUAUCAAAAUUGGUAUCUAAUAUGAAUACUAUAACAAAGGUAACAAUUAGUAAAGAAAUUACGUUAGAAAAAAUUCAAUUACUUACUACUGUUUUUCCUCGAAUGGAAUAUCUUACUAUUAAUUUAUAUAAACAAGAUUUACAACCAAUAGCUCAAUUUUUAUUAUCAAAAUCUAAUAAUAAUACUCGUUAUUUAUCCUCAUUAUGUAUUUCAAAGCAACGUAAUGAUCUGAUGACAAUAUUGAAAACUUUGAUUAAAUCAAAAAAACUUCUUCGUGAUUAUACGCUCAAAGUUAUUAAUCGAAAAUUGUAUUUAUGGUGGUAG
Rotaria sp. Silwood1 is the source of this 1707-nucleotide messenger RNA. NCBI's taxonomy places the organism in Eukaryota, Metazoa, Rotifera, Eurotatoria, Philodinida, Philodinidae. The record is from the annotation of a GenBank genome assembly.